This is a messenger RNA of Rosa chinensis, 533 nucleotides long. RefSeq lists its product as uncharacterized. Lineage: Eukaryota; Viridiplantae; Streptophyta; Magnoliopsida; Rosales; Rosaceae. Bases 258 to 533 code for a protein of 91 amino acids. The record is from RefSeq and is a predicted model, not a curated record. The transcript has 2 exons.
AAACUCGGCAGAACGAGCAAAAGAUCUUUGACUGAAAAUGGCUUUGGCUUUUACCAAUCUUUCGUGGUGGUUGUGGAGUGGAAAGCAGAAGGAGCCUCGAAUCUCUAAUGGAACCUGUUUAAAUUCUUCCCCUGAAUCGGGUUUGCGGGAAUCUGAUGCAUUAAAGUUUCCUUUUGUUAAAGGGGCCAAUAUGGCUGCAUCUAGAAAGGUGAAGCGGAAAUGGCAUAGUCGGGAAAAAAGGAAAAUUGAUAGGGAAUAUGAUGGUGUUCUCGUUCCAUCUGAUGGAGUGUGUUUCUGGUUCUGAAUCUGAUGACUCGGAUUGGUCAAUUGGAUGGUUGGAGCCUCAUGGACCUGGGUUCCAGAGUGAAGAUGAUGCAGACGAUAGUUUCGCUGUGCUGGUUCCAUGCUAUGGGCAUGCUAUUCAUGAUAUGGUGGGGAAAUCAAAGAACAAAGAUCAGAAUACUAUUGGGAGCAUCCCAGAUGAGAGCAAGAAAUUUAUGGAAGAAUGGCUCUCUUCUCUAAGGAACAGCUGA